AGCGGCGAACGUUUGAGAAAGAGCUAUUAUUAUCAGCAUUAGCAGGUGAGGCCAUGACGACGUCGUUUGGAGGGAUGAACAUCGUUAACAGAGCGGCAGCAGCAACCGCCGGAGGAGCCGGCGGCGGCAACCGGACUGUGCUCAUCACCGGCGUGGGAAAGGGACUUGGGCGGGCCCUAGCCCUAGAAAUAGCCAAGAGAGGCCACACCGUCGUCGGCUGUUCGCGAUCCCAGGACCGCCUCACCUCUCUCCAGUCUGAGCUCUCAUCAGUCGCCUCUUCUCCGCAGUCGGACUCCGCCGUUUCCUCCUCCGACAGGCACUUCUUCAUGACUGUUGAUGUGAGGUCAAAUAGUAGUGUUGAAGAGUUGGCACGUGCUGUGAUGGAAAAGAAAGGUGUACCAGAUAUCAUAGUAAACAAUGCAGGGACUAUUAAUCGAAACAAUAGAAUUUGGGAGGUUCCAGAAGAAGAGUUUGACACUGUUAUUGACACAAAUGUUAAAGGGACAGCAAAUGUGAUGCGCCAGUUCAUCCCUCUGAUGAUUGAAAACAAGCAAGGGAUUAUUGUCAAUAUGUCCUCUGGGUGGGGAAGAUCUGCUGCAGCACAGGUUGCGCCUUAUUGUGCUUCAAAAUGGGCAGUUGAGGGUUUAUCUAGAUCAGUGGCAAAGGAGUUGCCCAGUGGACUUGCAAUUGUUGCGCUUAAUCCUGGUGUCAUAAACACUGACAUGCUCAUGUCAUGCUUUGGUGGUUCUGCCGCUUUGUACCAGACACCUGAAGCAUGGGCUCCAAAGGCAGCUUCAAUGAUACUGAAUCUCACAGCUGCAGACAAUGGCGCGUCUCUCACUGUGUGAUGGUGGCAUCGUCACCCCCACCGCUUAAAGAAGCUUUCAUUAAACCAGUAACUCUCCUCUCCUAUUUCAUUUUGAGUUUCCUUAGAUGAAACCGAGCCAAAGUUUGUAAUGGUCAUUAUGAACAGCUCUUAGGGUAAUGCACUGGAUCCAUUGAUUCCUUAGAUCUAGUGCACAAGCAGCAAUUUGUUUAACUUAAUUCAUGGUGUUUUAGAAAUCAGUUCAUGAGAAACCAAUUCAUGGAUUAAUGAAAACUUAUGACGUUGAAAAUCAUAUGGUAUAGGAAUUUCGUUGGAUAUCACAUCACAUUUUGUGGCAUUUCAA
Vitis riparia (riverbank grape) is the source of this 1169-nucleotide messenger RNA. Its product is annotated as NADPH-dependent pterin aldehyde reductase. The transcript has 5 exons. Gene Ontology annotation, molecular function: oxidoreductase activity, acting on the CH-OH group of donors, NAD or NADP as acceptor. Bases 54 to 848 code for a protein of 264 amino acids. Gene Ontology annotation, cellular component: cytosol. Gene Ontology annotation, biological process: folic acid-containing compound metabolic process. NCBI's taxonomy places the organism in Eukaryota, Viridiplantae, Streptophyta, Magnoliopsida, Vitales, Vitaceae. The record is from RefSeq and is a predicted model, not a curated record.